Messenger RNA from Penicillium odoratum, 1170 nucleotides. RefSeq names its product ESCO family N-acetyltransferase. Gene Ontology annotation, molecular function: protein-lysine-acetyltransferase activity. The record is from RefSeq and is a predicted model, not a curated record. Lineage: Eukaryota; Fungi; Ascomycota; Eurotiomycetes; Eurotiales; Aspergillaceae. The coding region runs from base 1 to 1170 and encodes 389 amino acids. Gene Ontology annotation, biological process: mitotic sister chromatid cohesion. The transcript has 2 exons. Gene Ontology annotation, cellular component: nucleus; chromatin.
AUGCCGUGGACAGUCACCAAUUCUUUUAAGCGAGGCCUGAUGAAAACAUACGGAAGACCAACAUGGCGCGUCUAUGACGAUGAAAGAGCCGCGAAAAAAAGACGCGUCCAAGAUGAAUCCGGCGAGGCCGAAACCAAUCUACAGUAUGCUAUCCGUGAAUCUUCUGCAGCUGUCCUGUCUAGUCCAUCGCGCCGGAACUCGGUCGUAUUAUCUGAAGGCACGGUGGACGACAUUGACGAUCUCACCACGCCACCCUCAUCACCACCACCCCGGCUAACCCCCCCGCCCGCGAACACGCGCAAACCGACAUUUGCCUUCCUCAAGCGAAAACAUAAAGAUGUGACUUCCGGAUCACCCUUGACAGAGGUCAACUCCAAUAGCGUGCGCUCCUCCGUGGACCCGCCGAAGCAGAAGACACAGAAGUCGGCACCGUUGCGCCAGAUGCAGAUCGACUUAGGCAACGAUGUCCGCAAGACGUGUGCGACAUGUGGCAUGGAAUAUAACUCAUCCAAUACGGAGGAUGCGGCGCUGCAUAAAAAGUUCCAUGAGAUGAAUUCUACCGGGGUCGAUCUCGGCAAGGCAUUCAUGCGCGCAAAUGCUUCCCGCUGGGUUUAUGAAGCAACAAGAUUUGAGGAGGGUUAUGUGGUGAUCGUGGACCGCAAGGCAUCCCCGAGCGCAAAGAGCCAAGCGAAGAAGGUGCUCGAGGUCGUGAAUAAGGAGUUGUCAUCUCCAGAGAUUGACGAGGAAGUUCUGUGGAGUCAAACAGAGCCCCCUGAACACCGGAAGGGUCAGGAAGAUGAUGAAAAGGUCGAUCGAUACCGGGUAUUCUUGCAUAUGAAGGACAGUCGAUGUGUGGGACUCUGCCUGACAGAGCGGAUCUGGGAAUCGCAACCCGUGAUUCUCGAACCGAACGGCAACAGCUCAUCUGUGUCUGUGAAAGAUGAGCAGCACCCGGCGAUUGUGGGAGUCUCUCGCAUCUGGACCUCUGGAGCAUCUCGGAGAAAGGGCAUUGCGCUCGACCUGCUGGACUGCGUGGUCAGCAACUACAUAUAUGGCAUGGAGAUCUCUAAGGAUAAAAUUGCCUUCAGUCAACCCACUGAGAGUGGAAACCGACUGGCCUCCAAAUUCUUUCAAGAUGAGCAGACAUGGCAUGUCUAUAACGAGCGGUGA